Molecule: messenger RNA, 4841 nt
Organism: Gadus macrocephalus (Pacific cod)
Lineage: Eukaryota; Metazoa; Chordata; Actinopteri; Gadiformes; Gadidae
Gene: esr1
Product: estrogen receptor 1
Exons: 9
Coding region: 512-2539 (675 amino acids)
Biological process (GO): regulation of DNA-templated transcription
Molecular function (GO): sequence-specific DNA binding; DNA-binding transcription factor activity; zinc ion binding
Source: RefSeq, a predicted model, not a curated record
AACAAGAGAGAGAGAGAGAGAGAGAGAGAGAGAGAGCGAACAAGAGAGAGAGAGAGAGAGAGAGAGAGAGAGAGAGAGAGAGAGAGAGAGAGAGAGCGAACAAGAGAGAGAGAGAGAGAGAGCGAACAAGAGAGAGAGAGAGAGAGAGAGAGAGAGAGAGAGAGAGCGAACAAGAGAGAGAGAGAGGGAAUCAUUCUGAGGAUAGCAGAGAAGGGGGUAGGACUUGAGCAGCAUUAGCCCUUCACCUGCAGCCCUGCAGCUGCCACAGAGUCACCAGAGCUGCUCCUGAGUAGGAAGGAAAAGAGUAAGGGAGGAGUGGAGGGGAGCCGGCACAGAGAACUACAGAGAGAGAAAGAGAGAAAGAGUCAGAGAGAGAGGGACAGAGAGAGAGAGGGACAGAGAGAGAGGGACAGAGAGAGAGAGAGACAGAGAGAGAGAGAGUAGUGGGGAGUAAAGUGGGAGCGAGCGCUACAGACUACAUCAUGCUGCUUCCCAGCGCCGCUGUGCUGUGAUGCUUCUCAGGCAGAGCCCGGGCGCACACUGCAGGCACCCCCCCGGCCCCCCCGGACCCGCCCCGGCCCCACGGCCCAGCCCGGACCCCGCCUCGCUGGAGACCCGCUCCCCCCCGCCUCGCAGCUCCUCGCCGCUGUCGCGCCCGCCGCCCCCCCUCUCCGCCGGCAUGUACCCCGAGGACAGCCGCGGGCCCGGGGGCAUCGCCGCAGUGGACUUCCUGGAGGCGGCCUACGAGUACGCGGCCCCCAGCCCGCCCGGCCCCCCGGGGGCACCGCCCCCCCUCUACGGCCACCCGGCCGCGGCGGGCUACUACACGGGCUCCCUGGACCCCCAUGGCGGGCCCCCCUCGGACGCCAGCCUGCAGUCCCUGGGCAGCGGGUCCACCAGCCCCCUGGUGUUUGUGCCCGGCAGCCCCCAGCUCAGCCCCUACCUGCACCCCACCGGGCAGCCCUACUACCUGGAGGCCCCCGCCACACCUGGGUACAGCAUGGGGUCCGGCCCGCAGCACUCUCUGUCCAGGGAGGACCUCUGCGACACCAUCGAGGGUCUGAAGACCUACGGGGUCAUGGGCUCCCUGGCCGCCUCCGUGUCCGGGUCGUCUCGGCUGGCGCCGGGUCAGGGGUCAGGGGUCGCGGUGGGCACGGUGUUCGAGCUGGCCAAGGAGACGCGGUACUGCGCGGUGUGCAGCGACUACGCCUCGGGCUACCACUACGGCGUGUGGUCCUGUGAGGGCUGCAAGGCCUUCUUCAAGAGGAGCAUCCAAGGCCACAACAACUACAUGUGCCCGGCCACCAACCAGUGCACCAUCGACCGCAACCGCAGAAAGAGCUGCCAGGCCUGUCGCCUUCGGAAGUGUUAUGAAGUGGGCAUGAUGAAAGGAGGUAUGCGCAAGGACCGUGGGAGCCGGGUAUUGAGGCGCGACAAGCGGCGUGGCGUGGCCGGCGACCGGGACAAGGGUCCCAGGCAGCUGGAGAACAGGACGUCGCCCCCGCAGGACGGGAGGAGGAACUGCGGCGGCGGCGGCGGCUCCAGAGCGGGCGAGAGAACGGGGGCGGACGUCGGAGGAGUGGCGAGGGGUUCUCGGAUCGGGAUCCCCCCGGACCAGGUGCUCCUGGUCCUCCAGGGGGCGGAGCCUCCCAUCCUGUCCUCCCGGCAGAAGAUGAACCGGCCGUACACCGAGGUCAGCAUGAUGACGCUGCUCACCAGCAUGGCCGACAAGGAGCUUGUCCACAUGAUCGCAUGGGCCAAGAAGGUCCCAGUCCUUUGUGUGGCAGGCUUCCUGGAGCUGUCCCUUCAUGACCAGGUGCAGCUCCUGGAGAGUUCCUGGCUGGAAGUCCUGAUGAUCGGCCUCAUCUGGAGGUCCAUCCACUACCCUGGGAAACUCAUCUUCGCACAAGACCUCAUCCUGGACAGGACCGAGGGGGACUGCGUAGAGGGCAUGGCGGAGAUCUUCGACAUGCUGCUGGCCACCGUCUCACGCUUUCGGAUGCUCCAGCUGAACCCUGAGGAGUUUGUCUGUCUCAAGGCCAUCAUCCUGCUCAACUCUGGGGCCUUCUCGUUCUGCACCAGCACCAUGGAGGCCCUUCACGACAGCCUGGCCGUUCAGGGCAUGCUCGACACCAUCACGGACGCCCUCAUACACCACAUCAGCCAAUCAGGAUGCUCCAUCCAGCAGCAGUCCCGGCGGCAGGCGCAGCUGCUGCUUCUGCUGUCCCACAUCAGACACAUGAGUAACAAAGGCAUGGAGCACCUCUACAGCAUGAAGUGCAAGAACAAAGUGCCACUGUACGACCUGCUGCUGGAGAUGCUGGACGCCCACCGUCUCCACCGUCCCGUCAAGGCGGCCCCCCACCCCCGGGGGGGGGGUCCGGGCGACUGCGAGACAGCCUGCACCAGCGGAAGCUCCAGCUGCUCCGAGUUGGGUACCGGGCACCGCGGGGCCGGCGGGCUAGAGGGCCACGGUCGGGCCCCCGGUCCCGGGGUGCUCAUCAGCGGGGGGCCCCUCCACGAGUGUGCGUCCGUCUGAGAGACACGCUGGCAGCGCGCCCCCUUGUGGUGGAUCUGAGUUAUGAAAGCCCUUUUUUUUUGCUGUGAAUCGGGUGUGGUUGGUGGGGGAGGGGGGCGGGGGGGGAGAUAGAGAGAACGGGGAUGAUAGGGCACCGGCGAUAUGGGCGAUCCGAUUUAAAUAAAAAAUGACGUAUUUGAAUGUUCAUUUAGCCAUGAUUGUUUUGUUUUAUGUAAGUGAUUUUACUUGAGUGAGUUUUGCAUUUUUUUGGAGUUCUUUUAGCAACAUUCCAACACAUUUUCGUUGACUUGUCUAAAUCGGGUUCAGCGCUCGCUGGAUACCGUUCAAACUGUGUGUGAGCGUAUGAAUCGGGCGGGGAUAACAUCUUUGGAGUCCUGCUCACGACCGUAGCAGACUGCGUCUUGACAUUUCGUGGCCUAGCUGGCUAACUAGCUAACGGCUAGUUUUUUAUACCCAUGUCGUGCCAUAUGCUGAAUGUUAAAUCCUCUUCACUCUCUUGUGGUGCCUUGCUCCAUCUAUCUGCCUUCAUGACCUGACCGCCCAUUUGUGCCAACUGCAUGCCAAGCGGGGUGAGAUUGUUGUAAACCAAAAAAGGCUUAAUUUCUCUCUGUGCCAAUGCAACUUGCAAUGUCAUAAAGCUUUAGUGCCUUCUUAAGAAUUGGGACGAAGCCUUGAUUCAUAUUUUGGGGGAAGGUUAAUGUAAUUUCUAUGAUGUACUGAAUAUAUCAGUUCCCUCUGUGAAUAUCUUCUUGCGUCUUGGGGUCUUGGGGUAUUGAUAGAAGUGCUAACGAAAGUCAUUGCUUUACACUGCGUAAUUUAAGACAAUUGGCAUUUUCUUUUCUAUAGUAGAUCUGUUUUCUAUGCGUAUCAGAACAUGUUUUUUGUCUUUUUGUUCAGCCUAAAUUUGUAUAUUAUGUGCAGGGCUGAAAAAAAUGGGGUAGAUUUUUGCGGGAACAUUUGAAGGGUCUGUAAAUUAUACCUGUCUUUAAGUUGACGUAUGUGGAUAGUCUUGAUGCCGUUGGCAAGGCUACGAGGACACACAAUGCACUCCUUGAGUGAAUACAGGAAUGUACACAACCUUGAGUGGAGAGGGACACAUAAUGAUAUCUACACAGAAACAGAAUUAAAGCUUAAUACACCGCCAGGCUCUUCUGUGGGCCAGGAGACGUAUGUCUCUAAUCAACUGUCCAUGAUAAGAUGUGAGUGCAUUGUUCUGAACUAAUAUUAAGGAGAUUCUUGGUGGUGGUUCCAAGUCAUAAUAUGGACGCCGAAGGCACAACAAGCAGCCAAAAAACGAUUUGUCAAAGAAGUUUGUACCCGUCAAUAUUUGGGCUUUUUGCCAAGCAAGUACAUUCUUUCCAGGGACAUACCCAAGAAAUUAUCUGCGUUUGCCCAUCCUGAGAUUAUAAAGCCAGAGAGCAAACUAGAGUGCACCAUUGAAUGAUAAUUGGUCAUCUUUUUGAAGUUGCUUGUCUGAGUUUCAUGUUGGUCCCCAAUAUCUGUGCCAGUUUGCUGUUUUGACUACUGUGCCUUGCUAGCCGUUUGAUGCGGCUAGCAAUCACUCGCGGCCAAAGUGAAGUCACUUUGGCCACGAGUGUAAAGAGAAACCUACUUUAGUGUCCGUUGAUCCCACAUGAGUGUUGUUUACUGUUUAUUAAAAUAAAGGUCCUAAUAGUGAAAUUGUUGCAGGCCUCGUUUCGCUACCUCAUUCGAAAUAGUCUCCUCAGCCAAAAACAAGUCUGAAAACAUGUGUAUUUUAUAUAUUUUUUUACUAUAUGUAAAGAACAUUCUUCGUGAUUUCAGCAUUAGCAAACUGUACAUACAUAAAUAACCAUUUCCAUGUCCGGGCUUUUUUUUUUAUGUUUCUUUUUACAGUUUCAAACAGCGCAGACUAGAUAUCUCCAUCGCGUCAGAGGUGUCGUCCUCACGGUAACAAAGCACCAAGCAUUGUUUUUCGCCCGCCUCCGCACCUCCGUCUCCGUACACAGACCGUGAUUGGUUGGCGAACUUAAAAAGCAGAAAGGACUUGCAGAAGUGCAUGCUCGAACUAAAAAGGUAAAAAAAUAACUGCCCGCAUUUUGCGGGGCAUUUGAAUCACCGAUAGAAAUAAAAUAAACGGAAUCUCAUCCUGCGUGUCGAGGUUUGCCCUACGUGAUUAAAUAUUGAAAUACUAGAAUGGUUAUAAAAGGAGAUCAAAACAGGGACACCAGCAUUUGGCUGUCUUGGGGGAAGACUGGACGGCUUCGGUGAGGAACCAUAAUCAGGCGCUCGUUUCAGUGCGUUAGGGUUCAGCUAUCGGCUA